AUGACUUUGUUUCUCUUUCCCUCUUUCCUCUCUAAGCUGAUUGUGGCCCUUAGUAAUUCCAGCUGGAGGCUGCCCCACCCUUCUUUCUUCCUGGUAGGAAUUCCAGGUUUAGAGGAAAGCCAGCACUGGAUAGCAUUACCCCUGGGUGUCCUUUACCUCCUUGCUCUAGUGGGCAACAUCACCAUACUCUUCAUUAUCUGGACUGAGCCAUCCUUGCAUCAACCUAUGUACCUCUUCCUGGCCAUGUUAGCUGCCAUCGACCUGGUUCUGGCUUCCUCCACUGCACCCAAAGCCUUUGCAGUGCUCCUGGUUCAUGCCCAUGAGAUUGGGUUCACUGUCUGCCUCGUCCAGAUGUUCUUCAUACAUGCGUUCUCCUCCAUGGAGUCAGGGGUACUUGUUGCGAUGGCCCUGGAUCGCUAUGUUGCCAUUUGUCAUCCUCUGCACCAUUCCACUAUCCUGCAUCCAGGCAUUGUCGGGCGCAUAGGAGUGGGAGUGCUUCUGCGGGGAUUAUUCCUCCUCAUCCCCUUCCCUAUCCUGUUGCAGAGACUUAUCUUUUGUGAAGCCAAUGUCAUAGGGCAUGCCUAUUGUGAACAUAUGGCUGUUGUGAAACUGGCCUGCUCAGAAACCACAGUGAACCGAGCUUAUGGGCUGGCUGUGGCACUGCUUGUGGUUGGACUAGACAUCCUGGCCAUUGGCAUUUCCUAUGCCUACAUCCUACAGGCAGUGCUGAUGAUACCAGGUGGUGAGGCCCGAAUUAAGGCCUUUAGCACAUGUGGAUCCCACGUUUGUGUCAUCCUGAUUUUUUAUGUCCCUGGAAUAUUUUCCUUCCUGACUCACCGCUUUGGCCACCAUGUACCCCAUCACAUCCAUGUUCUUCUGGCCACACUCUAUCUCCUUGUACCUCCUGCACUCAAUCCUCUUGUCUAUGGGGUGAAGACUCAACAGAUCCGCCAGCGAGUAAUCAGGGUGUUCUGCAGAAAAGGAACGAUGUGA
Messenger RNA from Otolemur garnettii (small-eared galago), 993 nucleotides. RefSeq names its product olfactory receptor 52L1. Gene Ontology annotation, biological process: G protein-coupled receptor signaling pathway. Gene Ontology annotation, molecular function: olfactory receptor activity; G protein-coupled receptor activity. NCBI's taxonomy places the organism in Eukaryota, Metazoa, Chordata, Mammalia, Primates, Galagidae. The record is from RefSeq and is a predicted model, not a curated record. Gene Ontology annotation, cellular component: membrane.